Molecule: messenger RNA, 1016 nt
Organism: Nycticebus coucang (slow loris)
Lineage: Eukaryota; Metazoa; Chordata; Mammalia; Primates; Lorisidae
Gene: FXYD5
Product: FXYD domain containing ion transport regulator 5
Exons: 9
Coding region: 97-732 (211 amino acids)
Biological process (GO): regulation of sodium ion transmembrane transporter activity
Cellular component (GO): membrane
Molecular function (GO): sodium channel regulator activity
Source: RefSeq, a predicted model, not a curated record
GGCCCCGGCCUGUCCUUCACCCCUGCCCCCAACACCCUCAACGUCUUCCCCUCCGGCUCCCACCCCGGGCCCUAACGCCAGGAAACCCAAGAGGAAAUGACUGAGCCGGUCUGGGUCCCCGCCCGCCCGCGCUCCCCUGGCCACACCCUCCGCCUGGAGUCAGCCACUGUCGCUGCCCUCUCCCCACGCGGCCGCCGGUUCGGGACCCCGAGCUCUGACAUGACGCCCUCUGGUCGCCUGUAUCUCCUCACCAUCCUUGGCCUGAUUCUUCCCACCAGAGGACAGACAUUGGAGGGGACCCCGCCCAUUUCUCCAGCAGACUCAACUACUGUGGCCAUUUCUGGCCUGACACCAGCCCCAGAUGCAUCCUAUCCAGAGCUUCAGGCCACCCCUGAGCCCCAAGCAGGGCCUGCUGAUGAAACAACACUAAAGUCAAUUGAGGCCCAGACCCAGAACCAGCAAACGACGGAAGUGGAUGGACCUCUAAUGACAGAUCCAAGGACGCACAAGAGCACCAAGGAAGCCACAACGAUGGUCCUCAAGAGAAUGUCCUCCGGCGCAGACCCUCAGACCUUCAAGCCACCUGGUCCAGAUGAGGACAACCCCUUCUUCUAUGAUGAAAACACUCUCCGGAGACGGGGGCUAUUGGUGGCAGCUGUGCUGUUCAUCACAGGCAUUGUCAUCCUCACCAGUGGCAAGUGUAGGCAGUUGUCCCAGUUAUGCCGGAAUUAGUGCAGGUGAGUCGGUCAGAAGUAGGGGCCGGCACCCCGAGACUGAGCCCCUCACAAGCUCACCAUGCCCAGCUGCCUUCCUCCCCUCAAAGUGCCUCCAGAAUGGUCAGUAUAAGAAGCCCAGCCUGAGGGGAAGACGCAGAUGCGUGGAGCCAGAGCUGGGGCUGACAGCCAGAGUCCCCUGCCUUCCCCACCCUGGCUACCAGGAAGGCUGUUGGGCUCCCUGGGCACUGCCCCUCCAGUUAUCCGCGCUGUUCAGACCAAAAUAAAGCACAGUGGCCCUUA